This is a messenger RNA of Fusarium mangiferae, 7686 nucleotides long. RefSeq lists its product as uncharacterized. NCBI's taxonomy places the organism in Eukaryota, Fungi, Ascomycota, Sordariomycetes, Hypocreales, Nectriaceae. Gene Ontology annotation, biological process: cell adhesion. The transcript has 5 exons. Gene Ontology annotation, cellular component: fungal-type cell wall. The coding region runs from base 1 to 7686 and encodes 2561 amino acids. The record is from RefSeq and is a predicted model, not a curated record.
AUGCUUAAAACGAUGCGCAUGUAUAAAUCAACGUGCUAUGGAGUCAUUUUCGUGUUUUUUGCUUUCGCCUCUGCCUGGGAUCCCGUUGUUGAUUGCCCUGAUGGCGAGAAACGUGCUGAGGUCCAGCCAAUCAAGGUUGUUGAUGGCUCAAUCACAUUUGACACAACAUUAGCCAGUACAUUUCUGAUACCUCAUGAGGCAUCAUAUAUCACUACUGCAGUCUUCGGUCUGGGACCUCCAUCAACGUACACUAUUGCACCGCAGGGAACACCGCCGGUUGGGACUGUCAUAGAGAGAACUCCUCUAACCACAAUCACUUCAAUCAUCUCUUCAUUGAAAACCGCGCAGACACGGACACUGACUCCUGAUCAGCCUGGUGAUCCGACUACUGUUGUCAUUGAAGAGCCUGAGUACAGAACUCGAAUAGAAGGCGUUGAAGUUGAUCACACAAGGACCGUCCAAGUGGGCGAUCCAGGCAGUCCAGGCGAUCCCGAGACAAUCACGGUUGGUCGGGAUUAUUACACCACUAUCACAGAGAAAGGCAGCAACGGAGACCCUUUCACUAAGGUCGUUCACGUCGACGACCGAACGACAAUUGAUGUAGGGCGAACUACCAUAACUCAAACAAGAGACAUCCAGUCUCCUGUCACGAGGACAAUCCAGCCAGAUAGUUCCGGCGGCGUUAGCACCAUUGUUAUAGAAGUACCAAAGUCUACGCCUGCAUAUACAACGGUCACCCGCACUGGAACCGUGACUACCCCUGUGACGUCGACACAGCCUGCACUUAGCUCAGGAGGUACUGGUACUGUCUUCAUAAUUCUACCUUCAGACCCUGUUCUGUAUGCAACCAUCACUCGUGUCGGAACAGGAACCUCGAUAACCACAUCCACGCAGCCACCCAAACACCCUGGAGAGGCUGGGAUUGUCUAUGUAGAUAUACCUGAGCCGCUGGGCAGAUAUAACACUGUCACGAGGUUCGGGACUGGCUCAGCUCCAAGGACGUUUACUCAGACUCCAAAUGGGCCUGGUCGCGAUGGCGAAGUGGUCGUCGAGAUCCCAAUCACCGACGCGGACUUCAACACUAUCACCCAAGUUGGAACCGUCACAGCCCCGGUGACUAGAACGAUUCCUCCAAGCAGCCCAGACGGAACAGGUGUGAUUAUAAUCGAGGUCCCUCCCGCACGCUGGGCUACCGUGUCUCAUAUCGGCUCUGUAACGGAACCCGUGACCCACACCAUAUCUCCAACCCGCGCAGGGGACGCUUGGAGUGUUAUUGUGGAAUUACCUCCUAUCAACACUCGUCUCAUCUACACCACUCGAUAUGGAGACGUGGGCAGCGCUUCAACCACUACUCGGUUCCCAGGCGGCUCCUCUAACACAGGCUGGGUCAUCGUCGACCUCCCUAACCCUAUGACAACUACAAUCCGUGGCGGUGACAUCGAAUCUCCAACGACUAUUACACAGGAGCCGGCAAACCCAGGAGAAACGGGCGUUGUGGUUAUAAUAACGCCAUACAAGUACAUAAUCACGACGAGAACGUCCGGAUCAGAAGCAACAACAAUUACACAAAAGCCUUCUGAUCCGAAUGAAGAAGGAACUAUUAUUGUACAAGUCCCAGCUGAAAAGGUGACUGAAGUUACAGUAACUAGUCAAGGGACGGGAUCAACCGCUCGUUCCUCAACUGUUCCUCCCUCGGAUUCAGUGGUCCCCCCGGGUAUUACUCCUUUUGUUACUGUCACCGAAUAUUGGACAGGUUCAACCAAACAAACGGAAACCUUCCCUCCAUCCACUCCUGGUGCUUCGGGGACCGUCCUGAUACAAAUUCCAGAAGAUUUUCUACACUACGUUACCACCAGCGAGUGGUGGACAGGAUCAACAAGAAGAACCAUAACUAUACCUCCGUCUGAGGCUGGAGGCACCGGUACUAAGAAAGUAUUAUUCCCAACUGCUGCUAUUCGCUACAUUGAUACUAGCAGUGUCUGGACCGGGUCGACAGCACGUGUCUGGACGGAACCUCCGGCGGGUCCUGGAGAGACAGGAGUCAUUCACCAUGAUGUUCCAGCCAUGCGUUAUGUCACUGUGACAAAUUAUGGCUCAGGUUCUAGCACCCGAACCUAUACACAAGAGCACUCUGGCUCUGAUAUAACUGAUACUGUUGUGGUCGAAAUGCCAUGGAUCACCUCCUGGACCACUAUUACCAGCAUUGGGACAGACUCGACGAGUCGUACAUCAACGCAAAUGCCAUCUGGCUCCGGCAGGCUGGGUACGAUUCUAGUUGAGAUACCGCCUACUGCUAUAGCUUGGACCACAACAACGGUAACAGGAAGUGACACUGUCACUCGGACUGUUUCUCAGACGCCUGGACCGGGCAAGAUAGGUACGGUGGUAGUAAUAGUCCCGCCUGCUAUCGACCAUUACAUUACCACGACGAUCGCGGGUACAGGAACCGGAACCAUUACGAGGACUCAUAGUCCAACUGAGCCUGGCGCUACAGGGACUGUGAUCAUUGAGGAGCCUGCCCAUCCUGCUAAGUAUGUCACUUUUACAACAACUUGGAGUGGCAGCACCACGACGACCACUACCAAGCAACCAGACUCGCCAGAUCAGACCAGAACUGUAGUUGUUUUCGUGCCCCGAAGCAUCACACCAUAUGUUACUACUACGAUCACCGGCACUGAGGCAGCAAGUGGAAUCAUCACAACUACUCGAACUCCAACUGAGAGUGGCGCUACCGGGACUGUAUAUAUCGUGCUACCUCCCUCCCCCACACCUUAUGUGACAAUCACUAGGACUGGCACAGGCACUACUACAUCGACCGUUACGCAAAGCCCAAUCCAGGGAACCGGUACCGUCGUGGUCUUUCUGCCCGCUGUUCCUGUCAGCUAUGUUACAGAUACUAGCACAAAGUCAGUCAAUGUCGUACCCCCAAGUGCCACGCCCUAUAUCAUGACAACUUCUUUCGACAACACAGUCUCCGUACCAUAUACGACUACGGUAUCUCCCACUCAGGCUGGUCAGACGGGCUCGGUCAUCGUGGUAAAACCUGUGCUUUAUGUUACAACCACUCGCUAUGGAAGUGUGUUGACCCCCACCACCAGCACCCUAACUGCUGGGAGCCCCGAGGAGACUUGGACUAUAGUCAUUGACUUGCCACAACCCUACCUCACUUCGACCCAGUAUGGUAGUUUCACAGCACCUGUGACAAGAACACUCACAGUAGCGGUACCGGGGCAAACAGGCACCAUUCUAGUUAACCUCCCCGAUCCCUACACAACUGUCAUUCGAUAUGUGAGCGUCUCGGUCUCUACUGUAACCACACAAGGUCCCCAGAGCCCUGGAAUGACCGGGACCGUCCUGAUUGACCUUCCACAGCCUUACUUGACAUCUACUCAAUAUGGUAGUGUAACAGUACCUACAACCAGGGUACUAGGUCCUUCUUUGCCAGGACAGACGGGCACCAUUCUUGUUGAACUCCCGCAACCGUACACAACUAUCACCCGGUAUGGGAGUGUUUCAGUCUCUAGUAUAACUACGCAGAGUGCACAGGGUCCGGGCCAGACAUGGACAGUCCUACUUGAUCUUCCACAACCUUACACAACCUCCACGUAUUACGGCAGUGUCACUAUAGCUACGACCAGAACGCUUACAGUAGCAGUACCUGGUCAGCUCGGCACUGUGUUGGUGGAUAUGCCCCAGCCUUACACAACUGUUACCAGAUUUGGCAGCGUGACUGUCGCCACCACCAGGACGUUGACGUUGACUAGCCCCGGGUCAACAGCCACUGUCUUAAUUGAUCUUCCCGAUCCAUACACUACCACAACUCGUUACGGGAGUGUUUCGGCGAGCAGUAUCACAACACGGACACCGAACGUUCCAGGGGAGACAGGAACCAUUAUCGUCGAUUUACCACAGGCUUACAAGACUAUAACGAGGUAUGGGAGCGUUACUAUCAGCAGUGUUACAACUGAGACGGUUGCAAAUCCUGAGGAAACAAUUACGGUUAUCAUAGACUUGCCGCAGCGAUAUACAACAAUAACUCGCUGGGCACCUACCAUCUCGGUCCCCUCGACAAGGACGGAGAGGCCCCAAGCUACUGGAGAUCCAAUCAGUGUGAUCGUCGAGCUUCCGCAACCUUAUACAACAAUAACCAGCUGGGGGGGUAUUUCGGCCCCCUUAACGGUCACACAAGCGCCCCAGAGCCCCGGGGAACCAUUCACCAUUUUUAUUAAGUCCCCACAACCCUACACAACCACGACUCGUUAUGGCAGUGUUAGUGUGGACGAGACCACCACAGAGACAGCCUCUAGGCCUGGUGAGCCAUACGUUGUCGUGGUCAAAGUACCUUACACGACAGUCACAGUCACUACACUUUACUCAGGCAGUUCUAUUUUGACAGGGCCAACAGCAAUCUCGACGAUCCCCGCCUCUGGAUCUAUUCCCGGUACAGUCAUUAUCGCGACAGCUGCACCACAACCCGUCACGAUUACCAGAUUGUAUACUGGCACUGCAGCUAUCAAUGUACCAACUACAGUCACUACAAUCCCUAACUCUGGGACAGUUCCAGGCACAGUGAUCAUAGAGACCCCUCAGCCUUAUGUCACCACGACUCGAUAUGGAAGUGUAUCAGCCAGCACCAUGACUACAGAGUUGCCUGUAAGCGCAGACGGAACAGCUCUGGUUAUAAUUGACCUUCCUCAGCCUUACACAACAACAACCAGAUGGGGCAGCGUGACAAUUAGCAGUAUUACUACUGAGUCUGCGUCUGUUGAAGGUCAAGAAGCAACUGUGAUUAUCGAUCUGCCGCAACCUUAUACAACCACCACCAGGUAUGGAAGUAUGGCAGUCAGCUCUGUAACCACUCUUGCCCCUGCGAGUCUGGGGGGAACUGCGACUGUGAUUGUCGAUCUGCCACAGCCAUACACAACUGUGACUAGGUACGGCGGUGUCACAGCGAGCAGUGUCACGACCCAGAUGCCAACAAUUGAUGGAGAGACUGCAACUGUUAUCAUCGACCUCGCCCAGCCUUACACAACCGUAACGAGGUAUGGAAGUGUCACAACCAGCAGCGUUACAACGCAGAUGCCUACGGUUAAUGGAGAGUAUGCUUCUGUCUUCAUAGAUCUCCCUCAACCAUAUGCGACGAUCUAUAGAUACGGAGGAGUGACAGCAAGUAGUAUCACCACACAGAUGCCAACGGUUGAGGGAGAGACAGCUUCAGUCUACGUCGAUCUUCCUCAGCCUUAUGUAACCACCACUCGGUAUGGAAGUGUGUCAGUCAGCUCCAUCACCACCCUUGACCCUUCAAGUCUAGGAGGGACGGCAACAGUGAUAGUCGACCUGGCCCAGCCUUACACAACCGUAAUUAGGUAUGGAAGCGUUACAGCAAGCAGCAUCACGACGCAGAUGCCUACGAUUGACGGAGAUGUUGCUUCAGUCUAUAUUGAUCUCCCUCAGCCAUAUACGACGAUCUAUAGGUACGGAGGGGUGACAGCUAGCGAGACUACUACCGAAACAGGCGCAAUGCCUGGCGAUACAGAUACUGUCUACAUAGACAUUCCAUUCUCUACAACGACAAUCACCGAACUCUAUACCGGAGCAUCGUCCAUUACGGGGGCUAUAGCUGUCUCGACCAUUCCUGCAUCUGGAUCGGUUCCGGCUACCAUCGUCAUGGCCACCCCGCCUGUCUUUUCAACACGGUUCUAUACUGGAGCAAGUCCGAUUUCUGGUCCAGUCACUGUAACUACUCUAUACGGGUCUGGGAGUGAUCCUGCUACUGUCGUGGUUGAGACACCGCCGGUGACCAUAACCCAAAGAUACUCCGGCUCUUCGACUGUCACCUUGACUACAAUCACACCGACUGGGACAGAGGAUGGAACCGUUGUAAUCGGGAUUCCCUCACCUCAGCCUGUCACUAGUUAUCGUCAAUACUCGGGGACUUCUCCAGUCAGCGCUGCUGUCACUGUGACAACUCUUCAGCCCACAGAUCCUGAUGAUCCGGCAACUAUUGUUAUCGAGACACCCCUUGUAACAAUCACGCGGCCAUAUACCGGCACAGAGGUCCUGUCUGGUCCAACGACUGUGGCUACUAUCUCGGGUACGGUGGUCGUCGAGACGCCUCCAGUCUAUCUAACACGAUUCUAUACCGGAACAAAUGUGAUCACGGGGCCAACUACGGUUUCAACGAUCUCCCCUUCGGGCGAUCAUCCUGGCACAAUCAUCGUUGAGACUCCUCCCAUCACAAUCACCAGAUUCUAUACAGGCACAGAGACCUUGUCUGGUCUGGUUACGGUAACUACAAUUACACCAACAGGAACAGAAGCUGGCGUCGUUAUAGUUGAGAAACCGCCUGUAAGAGUCACCCGGUUCUAUACUGGUACAUCAGUGAUAUCCGGCCGAAUAACUAUAACGACUGUCACUCCGACUGGUACCGAGGACGGUACUAUUAUCUAUGAGACACCACCGAUUACAGUGACUCAGUUCUACACAGGAACAGAUGUAAUCACUGGGCCUUUGAUACUCACAACAAUAACACCGACCGGAACUGAAGCAGGGACUGUGAUCGUAGCGACACCGCCAGUGACCAUCACUCAACGUUAUUCCGGGACUUCUGUUCUAUCUGGUCCGCUAACUCUGACCACUGUGACACCUACCGGUACUGAGGCAGGGACUGUGAUCAUUGCUACACCGCCGCCGGCGACUGUGACGAGCACGCGACGAUAUACUGGCACUUCAAGUUUGAGCGGCGCCAUCACCGUGACCACCCUUCAACCAACUGGCACAAACGAUGGGCCGACCGUUGUUGUCGAAACGCCUGCACCGCAGCCAUCCACCAGCUAUCGCCAGUACUCAGGAACAUCCAGCAUCAAUGCAGCCAGAGCCGUGACGACUUAUCCGCCGACAGGCACAGACGAUGGAGGUAUCGUGGUCGUGGAGACCCCGGCACCACCUCCAGCUUUCAGCUGUGAUGAAGGAGGAUACUUGAUCCAAGUCCGAACUCUCUACAGACUCAAUCUGGUCACAGGAGUCAAUUCUCUGGUAGCACAGAAUGUUGGACCCGGAGCACCUUCUGGUACAACCAACGGCGGAACCAUCAAUCCCAUUGGCUAUAAUAUCAAGGAUAAUCUCAUUUAUGGAAUUGUCCAGAUUGCAACCGGAAGAAGUCAAGUCAUUCGGAUUGGUUCCACUGGAUCGUAUACGCUGAUGAAUACCUUCAUUGAUGGAACAUGGAACACGGGCGAUGUAGAUUCUGAUGGCAUUUUCUGGAUCUCAACAUAUGGAAAGGCCUGGGCGAAGAUCGAUGUGAACCCAACAUCCGCAACCUACGGCAAGAUUCUUCAACAAGGGACCGCAACAUCAGCAAAUAACUGCGCUGAUUGGGUGUCUGUCCCUGGAGGAGGCCGAUAUCUAUAUGCUCUUCAAGGAAAUACAUCAAAGACAGUCCUGGCAAGAUGGAGCCUCGACACGUUUACCUGGGAAAUCAUCAAAGAUUUCGGCCAUAUCGCCGGCGACAAUCUCUGGGGAGCGGCUUAUUCGGUCGGUAACAAGCUCAUGUAUGCCUCGGAAAAUACGUCUGGAGUCAUUUACCGAUUCAAUGUUGAGACCGGAGAGAAAUCUCUUGUAAUUAACGGCCCGAAGACAUCACAAAAUGAUGGCGCGCGUUGUGUCAACGCUUCACCUCUCACAUAG